Messenger RNA from Halteromyces radiatus, 2073 nucleotides. RefSeq lists its product as uncharacterized. Gene Ontology annotation, biological process: cytoskeleton organization. The record is from RefSeq and is a predicted model, not a curated record. Gene Ontology annotation, cellular component: cytoplasmic side of plasma membrane; cytoplasm; mitotic actomyosin contractile ring, proximal layer. The transcript has 10 exons. Gene Ontology annotation, molecular function: phospholipid binding; protein binding. Bases 10 to 2052 code for a protein of 680 amino acids. NCBI's taxonomy places the organism in Eukaryota, Fungi, Mucoromycota, Mucoromycetes, Mucorales, Cunninghamellaceae.
CUUCACCUAAUGACUGAAGUGAUAGCUCAUAUUCCAAAAUCAUUUGCAAACAACUUUUGGGGAAAAGAUGACGCGGGUUAUGCUGUACUCUCUUCCAAAAUGGCCAAUUCUAAAAAGACAUUUGAAGACUUGAAGUCAUUUUAUACUGCAAGAUCUUCCCUUCAUGAAGAAUUUGGAAAAAAGUUAUUGAAACAAUUGAAAAAUGAUCUUGGUCGUGAUGAAACUGGAACAUUAGGUAUUCUUUUAGCUUCUGCUUAUAGAGAACUCGAAAUGACAGCACAAUCAAAUAUAGAAUUGGCUCAGAAAAUCAAGGUCAACUUGGAAUUACGACUAGAUAACUUUAUUUUAGAACAAAAAGAUAAACGUAAAUUGGUACAAACAACUGUGGAUAAGGCUCAUAGAAACAAACAACUUCAUGCAGCACAUGUAGCAAAGGCAAAAGAAAAAUAUGAAACAGAAUGUGCCAAACAGAUAUCUUAUGAAGCUCAACUUUCUACAGCUGGAUUACGAGAAGCCGACAGAUUAAGACAAAAACUCGAAAGGUGUACUCAUGAUAUUGGAAUUUUUGAACAAGAAUACAAAAGUGCAUGCCAUAAAUUAGCAGAUGCGACAUCUAUUUGGGAUACAGAAUGGAAAAACGCCUGCGAUAAAUAUCAAGAAAUGGAAGAAAAACGCGUAGAAUUCAUGCAUCAUAGUUUUAGUGUUUAUGUCAAUAUUUUAUCUACUACUACCAACCAUGAUCAAGAGUCCUAUGAACGAUUUUGGCAAGCAUUAGAUCAAUGUGACCCCAAAAAAGAUAUUGAAACAUUCAUUGAUGAAAAGGGAACUGGCCCAAUGAUACCAGGACCCCCUGUAUAUGUACAUUAUAUGGAUGAUCCAGCAAAAACUUUACCUACUUAUCACAUUGCUCAAUUUUCUGAUUCUGACAAAUCAUCCUCACCUACUGAUACAUCCAAAUCUGGAGAUCACCCAAAUGAAAUAAGUGCGAAAACACCAAAAAUGGAUCCAAAGCAACGGCAGCCAUCUACUACCAUGGAGAAUUCUUCCGAAUCAAACAGUCAUCGUGAAUUCAAUGACGCCAUUCCAGUCAAAAAGGCAACGGCGACAAGAUCUAGUAGUGUCCAACAUGUAUCAUCACCUCAACAACGUAUAGCAAAGCAACUACCGGCCAUUGAUAGAAAACCAAGUAUGAUUACCUCUCAACAAGUGAGAAGAAAACCAACAUAUAUACGAAACAGCAAUGAUGAUCAUCGAAGAUCUGCGUCAACAACAUCGUCUCGGACACCAUCAGUGCAAAAUGAUCAUUCUUCUUUGAAUAUUACAGAUAGUAGUGAGGAAGAGGAAAUCAGCGAUGAUGUAGAAAUUGAUCCUCGAGCCAAAGUGGUGUUUGCUAUUGGAAACAAUAUAUUUGAAGUGGAUCAUAGACAACAGCAUGAACAAUACAAUCAACAACAUGAUCAGCACAGGCAUUAUCAAUCUUCACGAGGGGAAAAGAAGGAACCCACUACGACUAGAAUCUCCAAGAAUGGUAAUGAUGGGCAACUAGAUGACUCAUUUGAUCUAUCGAUAAAGGAACUUUUGGAGGAACUUGGAGUCUAUUCUGGGAACAACAAUGAGCAGCAACUUGAUCGUACUGAUCGUACGGGGUUUGUAUCAUCAGUAAACAGCGAUAUGGACAAAAGGGCAGGGGAAGGCUCAACAAAAGACAAUCACUCCUAUCCCCAACAACACCAACAACCAUCCAUGUAUACACAGUUACAACAGAACUACAGCUCCAUUGGAUCUACACAAGGGACACGAGCACCAUCAUCCUAUUAUUCAUCCAAUGGAACAAGUCCACCUCCAAAACAAGACGGUAUUCAAUGGGCACGGGCUUUGUAUGAUUAUCAAUCAACGGAUGGUUGUUUGACAUUCUUACGCGGAAAUUGGUUAGCGAUUGUACGUAUAGAAAGUGAUUCUUGGUGUUUGGCUUAUUUAUGGGAUGAAACUACUGAAUCUUUAUCAACAACUUGUGGUUAUGUAGCUAGUCAUUUGAUUCAAUUUGUUCAAUAAAAUCACUUUCUUUUUCAUAUA